CUAGAAAACCUCUGCCGGGUCGGGAGCCGUGCCACGGGCGGCGUUGUCCUGGUCCAGCUGUGUCCCACGGUGGCUGCCGUGGCAAUGAGGGGGGUGCAGGACCCCGGCCCCCCUCUGCCAGGUUAUGCUGCCCCGAGAGCGUCCCCUGAGCCCCCGCGAGAAGGAGAAGGGCUAAGCCGGCCGUCCCGGGGUGCCACGCCGGCGCCAUGACCCACUCCCAGGUGUCUUCCGAGAUCCACCACAUCGUCUCCUCCGCCUUCCAGAGCCCUGAGCAGGAGGCUGGCGCCGGCUCGCCCGUGUUCGAGGAGGAGGAGGAGGAGAAGGACCUGAACAAGGCGCUGGGCGUGGAGCGCUUCGAGGAGAUCCUGUGCGACGCGCACCCUCGCAACGCGGAGGAGUCCGGGCGCAGCUAUGGCGAGGAGGACUUCGAGUACCACCGCCAGUCAUCCCACCACAUCCACCACCCACUCUCCACGCACCUGCCCCCCGACACCCGCCGCAAGAAGGGGGUGCAAAAGGGCAAGAAGAAGCACCGCCGUGCCUCUGUCCCUGGCGAGACCCCCACCAGAGAGGCCGAAGAGGAUGAGGACGAGGCGUGCGACACGGAGACGGAGCGGUCGGCGGAGGAGCUCCUGCAGCCCGGCCAGCCUGAGGCGGUGCAGUUCUUCCUGCAGGAAGACGAGGUGACCGACCGCCGGGCAGAGGAGCCGGCGGCACCCGCGGCACUGCCCGGCUCCCCACCGGAGCCCCGUGGGUCCAUCCCCAGGGAAGCCCGGGCAGCCAGCCCCGAUGUGGAGGAGGGAGAUUCGGUGGAGGAGGGAGCGGCCGCCGCCGAGGCCGGCUCCCCCGGUCGCCCCCUUCCCAAGUCGCAGCCGGGGCACCGCAGCUACAACCUGCACGAGCGGCGGCGGAUCGGCAGCAUGACGGGCGCGGAGCAGGCCCGGUACCAGAAGAUGCCGACAGAUGAGUCGGAGGCCCAGACGCUGGCUUCGGCUGACCUGGACUACAUGAAGAGUCACCGCUUCGAGGAUGUGCCGGGGGUGCGCCGGCACCUCGUCCGGAAGAGCGCCAAGGCGCAGGUGGUCCACGUCAGCAAGGACCACAAGGAGCCCAGCACGCGGCACCGCAAGCAGGACCGGCAGCCCCACGAGGUGUUCGUGGAGCUGAACGAGCUGGUGGUGGACAAGAACCAGGAGCUGCAAUGGAAGGAGACGGCACGCUGGAUCAAGUUUGAGGAGGACGUGGAGGAGGAGACGGACCGCUGGGGCAAGCCCCACGUGGCGUCCCUGUCCUUCCGCAGCCUCCUGGAGCUGCGCAAGACCCUGUCCCACGGGGCUGUGCUCCUUGACCUGGACCAGAAGACGCUGCCGGGGGUGGCUCACCAGGUGGUGGAGCAGAUGGUCAUCACUGACCAGAUCCGGGCCGAGGACCGUGCCAACGUGCUGCGGGCGCUGCUGCUCAAGCACAGCCACCCGAGUGACGAGAAGGACUUCUCCUUCCCCCGAAACAUCUCGGCCGGCAGCCUGGGCUCCCUGCUCGUGCACCACCACAGCACCAACCACGUGGCCGAGGGCAGCGAGCCGGCCGUCACCGAGCCCCUCAUCGCUGGCCACGCCGUGGAGCACGACACACGGGUUGACGUGGAGCGGGAGAGGGAGGUCCUCACCCCCACGCCCCCGGCCGGCAUCACUCGCUCCAAGUCCAAGCACGAGCUGAAGCUGCUGGAGAAGAUCCCGGACAAUGCCGAGGCCACGGUGGUGCUUGUGGGCUGCGUGGAGUUCCUGGACCAGCCCACCAUGGCCUUCGUGCGGCUGCAGGAGGCGGUGGAGCUGGACUCGGUGCUGGAGGUGCCUGUCCCCGUGCGGUUCCUCUUCGUGCUGCUGGGGCCCAGCAGCACCCACAUGGACUACCACGAGAUCGGGCGCUCCAUCUCCACCCUCAUGUCCGACAAGCAAUUCCACGAGGCCGCGUACCUGGCCGACGACCGCCACGACCUCCUUAACGCCAUCAACGAGUUCCUGGACUGCAGCGUGGUGCUGCCGCCCUCCGAGGUGCAGGGCGAGGAGCUGCUGCGCAGCGUCGCCCACUUCCAGCGCGAGAUGCUGAAGAAGAGAGAGGAGCAGGAGCGGCGGCUGCUGCUGGAGCCCAAGUCUCCCGAGGAGAAAGCGCUGCUAAAGCUGAAGGUGGUGGAGGGCGAGGGCGAGGAGGAGGAUGACCCUCUGCGGCGCACGGGCCGGCCCUUCGGGGGGCUGAUCCGGGACGUGCGGCGGCGGUACCCCAAGUACCUGAGCGACUUCAAGGAUGCGCUGAACCCCCAGUGCAUUGCGGCCGUCAUCUUCAUCUACUUCGCCGCGCUGUCACCGGCCAUCACCUUUGGAGGGUUGCUGGGGGAGAAGACGCAGGACCUGAUCGGGGUGUCUGAGCUGAUCAUCUCCACGUCGCUGCAGGGCGUGCUUUUCUGCCUGCUGGGUGCCCAGCCCCUGCUCAUCAUCGGCUUCUCGGGGCCCCUGCUCGUCUUCGAGGAGGCUUUCUUCACGUUCUGCACGUCCAACGAGCUGGAGUACCUGGUGGGGCGCGUCUGGAUUGGCUUCUGGCUCAUUCUCAUCGUGCUGGUCAUGGUGGCCUUUGAGGGCAGCUUCCUGGUGCGCUUCGUCUCCCGCUUCACCCAGGAGAUCUUCGCUUUCCUCAUCUCCCUCAUCUUCAUCUACGAGACCUUCUCCAAGCUGGCCAAGAUCUUCCAGGAGCACCCCCUGCACGGCUGCCUGCGGGUGAACGGCACGGGCGCGGAGGCAGAGGCGUGGAGGAACGCCAGCGCAGCCCCGGCCAACGGCACGGCCGGCCGCGCCGCAACCAAGGUGACGGGGCAGCCCAACACGGCGCUGCUCUCGCUGGUGCUCAUGGCCGGCACCUUCUUCAUCGCCUUCUUCCUGCGCAAAUUCAAGAACAGCCGAUUCUUCCCCGGACGGAUCCGGCGGCUCAUCGGGGACUUUGGGGUGCCCAUUGCCAUCCUGGUGAUGGUGCUGGUGGACUACAGCAUCCAGGACACCUACACGCAGAAGCUGAGCGUGCCCAGCGGGUUCUCGGUGACGGCCACGGACAAGCGGGGCUGGGUGAUCAACCCCCUGGGCGAGAAGAGCGACUUCCCCGUCUGGAUGAUGGUGGCCAGCGGCCUCCCCGCCAUCCUCGUCUUCAUCCUCAUCUUCAUGGAGACGCAGAUCACCACGCUGAUCAUCAGCAAGAAGGAGCGGAUGCUGCAGAAGGGCUCUGGGUUCCACCUUGACCUCCUGCUCAUCGUGGCCAUGGGCGGCUUCUUCGCGCUCUUCGGGCUGCCGUGGCUCGCUGCGGCCACGGUGCGCUCUGUCACGCAUGCCAAUGCCCUCACCGUCAUGAGCAAGGCUGUGGCGCCCGGGGACAAGCCCAAAAUCCAGGAGGUGAAGGAGCAGCGGGUCACGGGGCUGCUGGUGGCCGUGCUCGUCGGCUUGUCCAUCGUCAUCGGGGACCUGCUGCGGCAGAUCCCGCUGGCCGUGCUCUUCGGGAUCUUCCUCUACAUGGGUGUCACCUCCCUCAACGGCAUCCAGUUCUACGAGCGCCUGCAGCUGCUGCUGAUGCCCCCCAAGCACCAUCCUGACGUCACCUACGUCAAAAAGGUGCGCACGCUGCGCAUGCACCUCUUCACCGGGCUGCAGCUGGCGUGUCUGGCCGUGCUCUGGGCCGUCAUGUCCACGGUGGCCUCCCUGGCCUUCCCCUUCAUCCUCAUCCUCACGGUGCCACUCCGCAUGUGCCUGCUCAGCCGCAUCUUCACCGACCGUGAGAUGAAGUGUCUGGACGCGGACGAGGCCGAGCCCAUCUUUGAUGAGCGGGAAGGUGUGGACGAGUACAACGAAAUGCCGAUGCCGGUGUGACCGCACGCCAGCCAGCAAACCACCCGCGGCUGCGGGGCCGGGCACGGCCGGGCCCCCCCUGCGCUGCCACCCUGUGCUGGGGACGGGGGCAGCGGCUGCGCAGCCGUGCCCAGCCGGGGACAGGCACCCCACGGUCCCCGUGCCUUUGGGGGGACACCUGCCAAAGAGACGCUGGCCGGCAGCCUCGCCCCGCCGGGGACCCCCACACACACCUCUCCCACACGGUACAGGGCCGGGCCAUGCCUUUGGUCCCCCUCGGGCACAUCCUGACCACGCCACGGGGCAGAGCCCCCCUGUCACCCCCAGCAGAGCUGCAGGUCCUGGCCCUGCCCCAGCCCCAACCCUGGGCUCCUGCCAGACAAUCAGGUGUUGCCUAAAUCCCACCGUGUUUUAUUUAACAGUAAUUUAAAUGGCAAUAAACGGCUUUAUAACGAGCA
Molecule: messenger RNA, 4339 nt
Organism: Harpia harpyja (harpy eagle)
Lineage: Eukaryota; Metazoa; Chordata; Aves; Accipitriformes; Accipitridae
Gene: SLC4A2
Product: solute carrier family 4 member 2
Biological process (GO): monoatomic anion transport; transmembrane transport; bicarbonate transport
Cellular component (GO): basolateral plasma membrane; plasma membrane; apical plasma membrane
Molecular function (GO): monoatomic anion transmembrane transporter activity; solute:inorganic anion antiporter activity
Source: RefSeq, a predicted model, not a curated record